CACACAUACAAACUAACUCAAUAAUUCAGACUUUAUCUGAUCCACAUUGAUUGUAUAUAUAUUAUUAUCAUUGCUCGUAACAAGCAAGAAAAAUGGAUAAAAGAUGGAGUCUUCAAGGUAUGACUGCUCUUGUGACCGGUGGAGCCAGCGGAAUCGGGUAUGCCAUAGUAGAAGAGUUAGCUGGUUUUGGAGCUAGAAUCUAUGUGUGCGAUAUAUCAGAAACUCUGCUCAAUCAAAGUUUAAGCGAAUGGGAAAGUAAAGGGUUUCAAGUGAGUGGUUCAGUCUGUGAUGUAACCUCUCGUCCUGAGAGAGAAAAGCUGAUGCAAACAGUCUCAUCCCUGUUCGAUGGCAAACUCAACGUUCUUGUUAAUAACGUGGGCGUACUCAGGGGAAAGCCAACAACAGAAUAUGUGGCAGAUGAUUGGACUUUCCAUAUCUCAACAAACUUGGAAGCUGCUUACCAUUUUUGCCAACUUUCACAUCCUCUCUUGAAGGAGGCUUCAGGCUAUGGAAGCAUCAUCUUCCUUUCCUCUGUUGCAGGGGUUAUAUCUUUCGACGCUGGAUCCAUUUAUGGUCUAACAAAAGGAGCUCUGAAUCAGCUAGCUAGAAAUUUGGCAUGUGAAUGGGCAAAAGACGGCAUAAGAGCUAAUGCUGUUGCACCUAAUGCUGUCAAGACUGCUCAGUCUCAAUCUUUUCUUGAGGACGUCAGUUUCAAGGAGGCAUUGUUGAGUAGAACUCCACUUGGUCGUUGUGGAGAGCCGAAUGAAGUUGCAUCACUAGUGGCCUUCUUGUGUCUACCUGCAGCUUCAUAUAUCACAGGUCAAACUAUUUGUGUUGAUGGAGGCCUCACGGUUAACGGUUUCUCCUAUCAACCACAGGCUUGAAAAUGGCCUUGUCGUGUUUGGUUUGUAAUUUCCUUAAACACACAACGUUCUCUAUACCUCUAAUAAUAAUUAUCUCUCUAUAAGUUUCUACUUGAAGAUAUAAAUGAAUUCACAAUUCCAUUAUGAA
Molecule: messenger RNA, 1011 nt
Organism: Camelina sativa (false flax)
Lineage: Eukaryota; Viridiplantae; Streptophyta; Magnoliopsida; Brassicales; Brassicaceae
Source: RefSeq, a predicted model, not a curated record